This is a messenger RNA of Polychytrium aggregatum, 1446 nucleotides long. Its product is annotated as mitochondrial carrier domain-containing protein. Lineage: Eukaryota; Fungi; Chytridiomycota; Chytridiomycetes; Polychytriales. Gene Ontology annotation, biological process: succinate transport; transmembrane transport; fumarate transport. The record is from RefSeq and is a predicted model, not a curated record. The transcript is spliced from 5 exons. Bases 103 to 1146 code for a protein of 347 amino acids.
CUCUGCUGCUGAGCCCGGCCGCUCUCUCGCUCUGCCAUCGAAGCAUCCCCUGCCACGCGCUCAUAACCCCCUCCCACACACCGCACUGCGCUGCACCGCACCAUGUCCUCUGCAAAGCCCGAGGUCGCCGCCCCAAAGCCGAAGCAGAAGAGCGUCGCCACCCACCUGCUGGCUGGCGGUAUCGCUGGUUCGGCCGAGGCGCUCAUUUGCCAUCCCCUCGACACCAUCAAGGUCCGGCUGCAGCUGAGAGGCGAGCGAGCAUCCAAGUUCCCCGGCAGCGCUGCUUCGGCCCAAGUACCCCUGCGGCCUGCCGGAUUUCUCUCCAGCUUUGGCCCCAACUCGUUUAUCGGUGUCGGGGCCCGGAUCGUCCAGAACGAGGGGUUCUUUGCACUCUACAAGGGCCUUGGUGCUGUGAUGACCGGCAUCAUCCCCAAGAUUGGCAUCCGCUUCACUUCCUUUGAGCAGUACAAGCAGCUCCUGGCUGACAAGAACGGCAAGACCAACACUGGCGGCAUCUUCCUUGCUGGAUUGGGCGCUGGAAUCACCGAAUCUGUGCUGGUCGUCACUCCAAUGGAUGUCAUCAAGAUCCGCCUCCAGGCGCAGCGCAACUCCAUGAUGGACCCGCUCGACGUUCCCAAGUACAAGAAUGCCCUCCACUGUGCACUGGUGAUGAUCCGGGAAGAGGGCGUCGGCUCGUUAUACAAGGGCCUCGGCUUGACUGCUCUCCGCCAAGCCACCAACCAGGGCGUCAACUUCACUGUGUAUCAGUUCAUCAAGAAGAACCUCACCGAGAUGCAGCCCGACCGCAACGGCAACCUCCCCCAGUACCAGACCCUGCUUGCCGGCAUCGUCUCUGGUGCCUGUGGCCCGCUCUUCAACAACCCCAUCGAUACCAUCAAGACACGCAUCCAGAAGAACCCAUCCAACGAGAAGGGCUGGCAGCGCUUCGUAAACGUGACAGCGGGAAUCUAUCGAAACGAGGGCUGGCGAGCGUUUUACAAGGGUGUUAUUCCGCGGGUCCUGCGGGUUGCUCCCGGCCAAGGAAUCAGCUUCAUGGUUUACGAAAGCGCUUACCGGUGGCUUACUGAAGCCGGUGCUCUGUGGUCGACCGAGAACGUUACUGCCCUCGCUGCCUCCAAGCACUGAGUGCCUCUCCUCCUCGAUAUGUCUUGAGUGUAUUACACCUUCCUCCCUGCAUCGAUACUGUAAUUGUCUCAUAGCAUGCCUAUCCACCUUGUUCCAUUUUUGCACCAUUCGCCUUUCAGCUUUCAUUUCGCUUUGUCCCUCCCUAGCUUCCCCCUCCUCCCUCCUUCGCCGCUGUCUGGAUAUAUCGCUAUACUGCAGAUUCCAGACGCCGACCUCUUCCCGUCGCAUCUUGGCAUCAGAGCCCGUACCAUGGACCCUUCUCGCAGUUGCAUCUGCUGUAUACAGUAGCAUACCACUAUC